CACCAAGAGGUAGGAGCAAACAGGAAGUAGGAUUACAUGGCUGCAUUUAUUUCUGAAAAUUUUAAAUUUGCUGCUCUUUUCUUUAAGAGUAAAGAUGUAGUGAUCUUCAAUGGGCUGAUUGCCCUGGGGACAGUCGCUAGUCAAACAGCAUACAACGUAUUUGCCUUUGAAUGCCCAUGCUCUGCACAGAGAAAUUAUCUGUAUGGGAUAGCUGCUAUUGGUGUACCUGCACUAGUUUUCUUUUUAAUUGGAGUGAUGCUCAAUCGUAGCACCUGGGACCUGGUUUCUGAAUGUCGCAUCAGAAAAUGCCGGAAGCUCUCUGCAGCUGCUGCUUUUGCUCUUCUGGGUUCAAUAGUUGGCCGUGCAGUAGUGGCUCCAGUUACCUGGUCUGUCAUCUCGCUCCUCAGAGGAGAGGCCUAUGUUUGUGCACUGAGUGAAUUUGUGGACCCUAACUCUUUGGAAAACUUCCCUUCCACUUCCCAAAGCCACAUUGUUAUGGCCCAGUUUCCUUGUAAGGAUGUGCCUGCGGAACUGCUGCACUUUUGGAACCUCAUUGAACGUCGACUCAAGUAUGAAUCUCAGCUAUUUGGCUGGAUGUUAGUGGCUAUCGUCUCCUUCACUGUGUUUCUGGCGAUGUGUGGAAAGCGCUGCUGCUCUCCCUUGGGCUACCAGCAGGAGGCCUAUUGGUCCACCUAUCGGGCCAGUGAGCACAGACUUUUCCAGCGCACUGCUGAGGCUCAUGCCAGGUUCAGAGCUGCUGAGAGCAUCAAAACUUUCUUUGGGUUUGUAGCCCUGGAGGAGGAUGAAAAGGUGCAACUCUCAGUCUGUCAGGGGGCCAAACAGGCAAUUCCCAGUCUGGAGUGGAACCAGAUAACAGGAGUUUACUUAUACAGAGAGAAUGAAGGGACUCCCCUGUACAGUCGCCUCAACAAAUGGGCACAUUACACAAUUGGGGACACUGAGGCCAUUGAGAUGGACAUGUUUGGUGAAGAAGUGAACGGUCAUUUAUAGUAAUCAACUACAUUAUGGUAAUUUCUUU
Clarias gariepinus (North African catfish) is the source of this 1039-nucleotide messenger RNA. RefSeq names its product calcium homeostasis modulator protein 2-like. NCBI's taxonomy places the organism in Eukaryota, Metazoa, Chordata, Actinopteri, Siluriformes, Clariidae. The coding region runs from base 37 to 1011 and encodes 324 amino acids. The transcript has 2 exons. The record is from RefSeq and is a predicted model, not a curated record. Gene Ontology annotation, molecular function: monoatomic cation channel activity.